This is a messenger RNA of Cercospora beticola, 1986 nucleotides long. RefSeq names its product Csr1p (gene CSR1). Lineage: Eukaryota; Fungi; Ascomycota; Dothideomycetes; Mycosphaerellales; Mycosphaerellaceae. The record is from RefSeq and is a predicted model, not a curated record.
AACGAGGAUGUGCUGACUGAGAAGUGAAUUGGAGCUGUCCAUUUUCGAUAUUCUCAUCCUCCACCACCUUUCGUCCUCCGGUCCCUCUACAUGUCCUCUGCGCUCCGCCGCCCUGUCGUCCUCCGCCAUUCUUGUCGAUAUUCCGCCGUCUCCGCGCCCACGCGCUCAUUCAUUACUCAACGCGGGUCCCACACUUCAUCUUACGCAUGCAAACUAACGACACAGCCACCUACAUCCUCGUCGCCUAAACACAGCGCGGUCAGUUUGACCAAUCUCGCCAUCGCUGGCAUCAUCUCUGUGGGAGUUGCAUAUAUCGGCAUACAAUACUCGCAAUCAUCAUCUUCGUCUACAUCAGUAUCGGACGAGGCCCCAAGCGCGGGCUCAAUCGAUACAGACAUGGCGCCGUACGGAGAUGCGCCCGGAAGACCCGGAAAUCUGACGGCUGAACAAGAGACGAAGCUCAAAGAGAUGUGGAUUGCCCUUUCUGACAUUGCGGGAAUUGAGCACGCGACCAACGGCACAACGCCCGCCCCACCACGAACGUCCACAGAAGUCAAGCCAGAGGUGGAGGAUACCAAGAAAAAAUCGAGAUUCUCCUCAUGGCGCAGCAGCAAGAAGGACAAGGCGGAUGAGGCAGAGGGUGUGACCAACGACAAGCACGGCCAGACGAAAGAGUACGAGCAAGCGCUGAAAUCCCUCGCGCCCGAGCAGAUCCGCGCUGCGUUAUGGUCCUUCUCCAAACACGAUGAUCCCGACGCACUUCUUCUUCGUUUCCUGCGAGCUCGUAAAUGGGACGUUCAGGCAGCUCUCAUCAUGCUCAUCUCGACAAUGCACUGGCGUCUCGUGGAAAUGCAUGUGGAUGACGACAUCAUGAUCAAGGGUGAAGGCCACGCUUUGCGCGAGAGCCAGAGCUCAAAUGCUGCCGAGAAGAAAGAGGGAGAGGAUUUUCUGGCGCAGUUGAGGAUGGGCAAGAGCUUCUUACACGGGACCGACAAGGAUGGGAGACCGUGCUGUUACGUGAGGGUCCGGCUGCAUCGCCAGGGUGAGCAGAGCGAGAAGAGUCUGGAGAGAUAUACCGUGUACACGAUAGAGACUGCGCGGAUGUUGCUCCGACCUCCAGUCGACACUGCGACCAUCGUCUUUGACAUGACAGACUUCUCCAUGGCCAACAUGGACUACACUCCUGUCAAAUUCAUGAUCAAGUGCUUCGAAGCAAACUACCCCGAAUCCCUCGGUAGCGUCGUCGUGUACAAAUCUCCCUGGAUCUUCCAAGGCAUCUGGAAGAUCAUCCGCGGCUGGCUUGAUCCCGUCGUGGCAUCAAAAGUCCACUUCGCCUCAAACGUCAACGAACUUGAAGAAUUUAUCCCCAGAGACCGCAUUAUGAAGGAACUUGGCGGCGAUGAAGACUACACUUACAGCUACCCGGAGCCUCAACCUAACGAGGACACUCAGAUCGAAGACACUGCCACUCGUGAUAAACUCCUAGCCGAAAGACAGGAACUGGUGAAAUCUUACGAGCAGGAAACUCAAGCAUGGAUACAUAAUGAAGAUAAAGGCGAAGGUCGACCACGGAUAGCACAACGCCUUGCGGAAAACUAUUGGAAACUGGAUCCGUUCCUGCGAGCGAGGAGUAUGUACGAUCGCUCUGGAGUGCUGCAACCUGGUGGAAAGAUCGACUUCUAUCCUAGUAAAGCGUCGCCUGCGGGGACUGGUGGUGGCGACGAUGAUGUGGAUUAGGUCUACGGAAGGUGAACAAUGAUGAUGGGAUGAGUAACUGGGGAUGGAGGCGGGUUUUGACUUGGAUAUACCCCCUGGUUGUGAUGUCGAGAUGCCUGAGCAAAGGACAGAAUUAAGGUAUUGGUAAAGUGCCGAUGAAGAUGCUUAAUUCGCGCUAAGUAGCAUCUGAGAUGAAGGUGAUUUCUCGUUCAACUGCAUUGGAGAUAGGCAUGCGGUAAAACGAUUGUACAGCCUUGAAAAGAUCAAAAC